Tuber melanosporum (Perigord truffle) is the source of this 195-nucleotide messenger RNA. RefSeq lists its product as uncharacterized. NCBI's taxonomy places the organism in Eukaryota, Fungi, Ascomycota, Pezizomycetes, Pezizales, Tuberaceae. The record is from RefSeq and is a predicted model, not a curated record. The transcript has 3 exons. Bases 1 to 195 code for a protein of 64 amino acids.
AUGAGGAUUUCUUGUUUACAGAGGUAUUUGCGUACCAUAAGAACUCUAAUAAUCGGACCCGCCACCGGCGGUUUGAUCAUUGGCUGGGCUUUCCUGGCCGCCAUUCAACGAAUAGUCUGGUCUGGAUCCCAAGGUAAAGUGGUGUACAGGCGUCCGCCACCAGAUUUCGAUCAGCUGGAUUUGGUAGAGCUAUAA